GGUCACAAUUCACAUGUAAAGCAAAGUCCUCCCACAUUCGAAUAUUAACUGGAACAAGACGAAAGACCUUUGCUUUGCUUUGCUUUGUCUAAUUCUAAACCCACAGAGUGAUGAAGAUGGUGUGGAUGGUUACUCGACAGCUUUCGAUUAAAGGAAAGAGAAGGCGCAUAUGGGGAGGAGGAGCUUUUCUCUGUUGGGUUUUGUUAAUGUUGGUCACUCCCAAGAUUUCUCACUCCCCAAAUCACCAUCACUAUGCUGACAUGCGCAACUUCCUUGGGGUGCCCAACACAUUGAAUGUGAUCACCAAUUUCCCAUUCUUGGUUGUUGGAGUUCUGGGUUUUGUUCUCUGCCUUCAAGGGGGGUUUUUCAAUAUCAGUUUGCCAGGUGAAGUUUGGGGUUGGGCACUGUUCUAUGCAGGAAUAGCAGGGUUGGCUUUUGGGUCUGCUUAUUAUCAUUUGAAGCCUGAUGAUAGUAGAGUGACUUGGGAUACCUUGCCGAUGAUGAUCACAUUAUCCUCGCUUUUCUCUAGUUUUUUAGUCGAGAGAGUGGGAGAGAGAAUCGGCUUAAGUUGUCUAUUUGCACUCCUCUUCAUUGCAUUUCUCAGUACUGCCUAUGAAAGGACAUGUAAUGAUAUUAGAUUGUACAUGAUGUUCGAAUUGAUUCCGUGUAUAGCAAUUCCAGGAAUGACAUUUGUGUUCCCACCCAAAUAUACUCACUCAAGAUAUUGGCUUUGGGCAGCAGGGGCUUACAUUCUCUCCAAAUUUGAAGCCUUUGCUGACAUGAAAAUAUACCAUGCAAACCAGUACACUAUCAGUGGGCACUCUUUGGAGCAUCUAUGUUUAGUAAUCGUCCCUGUUCUUCUCAGUAUUAUGCUCAUGCACAGAACCAGGAAAUGUCAAAGAUUUAUAGACUGA
Molecule: messenger RNA, 914 nt
Organism: Fragaria vesca subsp. vesca
Lineage: Eukaryota; Viridiplantae; Streptophyta; Magnoliopsida; Rosales; Rosaceae
Exons: 7
Coding region: 111-914 (267 amino acids)
Source: RefSeq, a predicted model, not a curated record